AUACAAUAUUCCUUCUUCUUUCCAGACCCACCUGGACCCACCAGAUGUCCGCAGACGGCUAUGAAAACCUUAAGAAGAAUCAACGAUGGCCACCCAACCGGCGGAUUCUGCUGCGUCUGCUGCAGCAGUGACGUCACACUGGUACCACGAUUGGCACGAGCCCACUGACCUCGUCCAUGACCAUCGCAACUUUCGCGUUCCAUCGACCCAUCUGCACGGACAUUAUAACGCUUCCGUAUCGCCGCAGACAUUCUCGGAUUAUAGAUAUAAAGUUAGUCACAAAAGACCAGUGUAUCGUAAACCAGACGCCUUCUUGACCUACCUGCUCUCCCUGAGUGUGGUACGACCUCCAGUACCUUACACCAACCAUCAUGUACCUGUACGACAUCAGAUAGCUCACCACAUCCCAGUCGUAUCGCACCAUUUUCCAGUAUUGCCUCAAAAAGACCACCACAACGUUAAUGGUCUAUAUCAACAUCAGCUAGACCACCAUUUCCCUGGGUCAAACCAUUUGGAUAAUCACCAACCUGUGACUCAUCCACCAAAUAAAGAAAUCUAUCCAGGUCAUCAGAUUAUACACCAUGAGGAAAUAUCUCACCAAGUUCCUGUUCAUGAUGAAGUAGUUGGGCACCACAUGCCUUAUCAAAUAAAGCAACCUAUCCAGCAUCAUCGUGUUCCUGAACCUGAACCUCUCGAGAGAACGGGGCCGUUUAAGAUUUGGUAUUAUUGGAACCAGAUAGAUUUUGCCUACUUGUCACCCGAAGAUAGAGAAAAGGCUAUUUUGUAUGGUGACUUUAUACCAGAGAAUAAUCUUCCUUUAGGAUUGGAGGUUUGGAAGGACCGACUUUUCGUAACAAUGCCAAAAUGGAAGACAGGAGUACCAGCCUCGUUAACGGUGAUACCUAAAGUGCCAAGGGAACCUUCACCAAAGCUUGUGCCAUAUCCGAGUUGGAGGUGGCAUCAAACAGGUACCUGCGAUGCCAUCAUUUCUGUAUUCAGAAUCCAAGCGGACAGCUGUAAUAGACUGUGGGUUCUCGACAGCGGUCAAAUUACAGUGACAACCGAUCCCAACCAGAUCUGUCCACCGAAGCUGCUAAUUUUUGACCUGCUAACAGACCAACUGCUAACAAGGUAUGAUCUUCCUCCAGACCAGGUGAAGAAGGAUGGGCUGUUCUCGAAUCUUAUGGUGGAUAUUAGAGAGAAUGAUUGUAUAAAUGUUCAUGCAUAUCUGACAGACGUUUGGCGGUUUGGUUUGGUUGUUUUCAGCCUGGAGAAGAUGCGAUCAUGGCUCAUCACUGAUCAUUUGUUUUUUCCUGAACCACUGGCUGCAGCUUAUAAGGUCCACCAUCUAGAAUUCGAAUGGACAGACGGCUUAUUCGCGCUAGCUUUGAGCCCAACCGACAAGUAUACCCAAGACCGAAUACUCUACUUCCAUCCUAUGUCAAGCUUUAGGGAGUUCCGGGUACCAACAUCAGUGGUUUGUAAUGAAACCGGCUGGGCCAUGACUAAACAUGCUUUUGAGGUUAUGGGCCAAAGCAGAGGCAAGAAUGGGCACGUUUCCGCACAUUGGAUGGAUAAAAAAGGGAUCUUAUUCUACAAUAUGGUGACCAGAGACAGCAUUGGUUGUUGGGAUUCGGGCAAACCCUACAAAAGAGACAACCUCGGCGUAGUAGCUCAAAGUAGCGAGACGCUGGUGUUCCCCAACGAUAUCAAAAUAGAUCAAGAGGAACGACAAAGUGUUUGGGUAUUGUCCAACAAACUCCCAUUCUAUUUAUACGAGACACUGGAUAAGGAUAAAGUAAACUUCAGGAUUAUGUCUGCUUACACAGACGAGGCCAUUGAGGGUACUAUUUGUGACCCAAAGAGGAGUUCUUUCGAUACUUACGUUGAGUAUGGCGGGGAAGAGGACUGUUAUUAACUAAUUUACAAAAUAACGAAUUUGCCAAUGAAUACAAUGGGACCCAUUCGCUUUAUUGUUUUUGAAACCUAACAAAAAAAAGAAUAAUUAAGUAUUCACUGAGAGAAAGAAACAUUCAAGUAAAUGAAUCAAAAAGUGUUGGCAAAUAUUCUUCAUCUACUGUGAAGCAUUCUUUUUUAGUGACACUUCCGAGUUUUACGGUUUUCCUAGUUAUCAUGGCGGCACUACUAGAACAGAAAAUCCUUAGGUUGGCGGAAAUUGAAGUAGGUAGUACCGUAGUUACAAUCGAAAUGUGAAGGGGAUGUAUAGUUUGUUCAAGACUUCGACAAAGAUUCCUCAUUAUAUUCAUUUGAAUACUGCAUGAGCUGCUUAAUCCGCUAUAAAUCAUUCCCAACAAAGUUCUGCGUUAAAUGGGUGAUGUCAAAAUGUAGUGUCAUACUUCACCUUCACGCGCUGUUAUGGAUCUGGCGUUUUCAAAUCGUGCAUUACUGCUUGGUCCAUACUAAAAGAAUGCUGCGAACAAUACUAUGGUGGGAUAUGUAGCAAACAACUGAGUGGUCGCAGAAUUCCUGAAGAGUCUCACACUUCGGUUGCAAAACACCGACAGGGCAAUAUUGUCAAGCUUUUCUGCCAGAAAGUGUCUAUAAAGGCUUUGUGUGGUUGAUAUCAAUCAAACAGCUAUUCUUAGCGGCAGCUAAGCAACGUUUUGCUUCUUGGGUGCUAGUGAAAUUGUGAAUGAAACGUCACUUGGAGGUAUUCGCACUCGGCACACUUGAUCGCUAUCAGAAAGGAAUGUCGGGGAUUUAAAGCUACAUGAAAAAUUCAACUGAGUAUCGUAAUAAGUCUUAGAGUCUUUAACGAACCAUAUGCCUUCUCACGCUCUUGUGAUCCUAGUUAAUUUGGUAAUAAUUUCUUUUCAUCCAACAUUUUAACGCAACAAUAAAUUAAUUUCAGUCUUUCGCUUUUUCACAUCAUCAACGAGAAGUACGUAGUUUACUUGGAAAUUUAUCUGAUCUUAAGAAAGCCUCGAAGGUCAUGGUCAGGUACAUACGCAAGGAUAUACUUGAAUUUCAAAUUUUCCUCAAUUUCUAUUUCAGAAAUUCAAAAUAGAUGUUUAGCGUUAAAAACGAUUUUAUCUUCAAAUGACCUUAAUAGUCAUAGUUAGCAUAAAGUUUUUUGCUUUUCUAUUUCCAAUGUCAAAAGUAGGGUUUUCCAUUUAAGAAAACUGUCUUGCCCUUCAAAUGACCUUGAAGGUUAUAGUCAAGGUCAUAUUCAAGAUCACCAUUAUUUAAAUAAACCGUUCAUCUUUAUUAGACAACAUUUUUUCCUUAUGAAUCGUCUAUUUCGAGGUAUUUUGUUCCUCUUCCGACUUAGGGGUUUCAUUUAGGCAAACUGCUAUGACCUUCAGAUAAGCUUGAAGGUUAUAGUCAAGGUCACCAUUAGAUAAAUCUUCACAAAUUCAUUAAACAACAGUUUUCCUUAUGAAUCGUAUUUUAGCCCUCUCCCUACUUAGGGGCUUCAUUCAGCAAAACUGGAUUGACCUUCUAAUGAGAUUUGAGGUCGCAGUCUCAUGAAAAAAUGGCUGAAAAUGGAAGUGGCCGGUUAUUGGGAUGCUAUGAAAAACCGUUCAUUCCAAUAAUCGGACACAAUAUCACUGGCCAUAAUCCACAUUAUCUGUUAUCUUUCGCUGACUGUCCACUGGCCGGCGGUUCGUAUUUUGGUUUGUUUAAUUCCCAGACAGAAGUUUGAUAGUUUCUAUAUUUAAAGAGAAAAAGAUUUAUAACGACCACACAUUUUGACUAGUAUGAUGAUCCAGUUAGCAGCCACUCCAAUUUGACCUCAAAAUAUUAAAAGAACAUAUUAAGAUUAGAUUAUUUUGUAAAUGUUGAAUGUCUUCUGCAUAUGUAACAAGAACAGUAUUAUGACAAAUGACAAAAAUUGAGUAAUCGAUGGCAUGCUGUGUUUGACGUUCUAAUUCGGUUGUCAAUAUGACAAUUGUAGAUGUAAAAUGUCACAAAUUAGUUGAUAAAUCCAGUACCAAUUUUCAGCAAGUGUAGGAGGAUUUCAAAUAUCCAAGUUUUUAUCAAUAAUAUAACAUUGUUGUUGUAUAAUAUUUUGUGUAUAUAAAUGUUUGUAAAUAUAUUAAAUAUAAAUUAAGAUACUCUAUUAAGGGUUGUAACGUCAUAAUGAUACAAUUAUUUAAGUAAGUUUAAGAGUAAGGAUAAUCUGUAUUAAAUGAUUC
Acanthoscelides obtectus is the source of this 4160-nucleotide messenger RNA. Lineage: Eukaryota; Metazoa; Arthropoda; Insecta; Coleoptera; Chrysomelidae. The record is from the annotation of a GenBank genome assembly.